Messenger RNA from Pecten maximus, 10232 nucleotides. RefSeq names its product FRAS1-related extracellular matrix protein 1-like. Lineage: Eukaryota; Metazoa; Mollusca; Bivalvia; Pectinida; Pectinidae. The record is from RefSeq and is a predicted model, not a curated record. Gene Ontology annotation, biological process: cell communication. Gene Ontology annotation, cellular component: membrane.
UUUUCUUACUCUUCGUUAGUAUAUAUAAGACUUUUCCAUAGCACGAUAUGUUGAGGACACAUUUGAAUUUAUCGAACACUUGUUACACUGGGUCGGAGUUUCAGGUGCUUGGAGCGAGUCUUACUCCAGGGCAGACCAAGACAGUGCUGAAAAAUAACAGCCAGUCCUUUGAUAAGAAAUAACAGAAGAAACACUGGAUAUUUACACAGGGAAAUACCGUGACCCGCCAAUGGAUCAAUUCGUGAGUCUACCCCUUUAACGGAAAGCAUGGUCUACGCCAAGGUGGUGAAAUAGGGCCUGUGGAUUAAAAUCUGAUUCCUGCGACACGUGCGUGGAGAAAUUUUAUUGGUACAUGGAUAUAUGCACGGUUUCAAAAUGAAGGAGAUUGUAUGCUGUGAUUUAUUCAAAUGGAUCUUGUUUUUUUCUUUAUUUAUUUCGCUGACCAGUGGUCAGAUUCUUUUAUCUAAACGGGAAUUAAGUGUGAGGAUUGGCCGAAGUGUGUAUUUUCGUCGAGAUGACCUCAAGUUUGGUCGGACGGAAUCCAAUGGAGACUGUCGCGUUCAGGUUGUCCAAAAUGACCCCAUCACUAUGAGAGUCGGCCGAGUUGAACCGGAGAUCUUUGACUGUGACUACUUACCCAAUACCAUCAAAUAUACACACAGUGGGUCGCCGUUACUGAGAGAGGAUACCGUCAAGCUAACUGUCUACCGGUUUACGCCGACUGUGACCGAGUCCGAGACUUUCUACAUGCACGUUGAAAUCGUUAAUGCUACAAGUAGAGUCGUGUUGACCCGAGGAUUACGGUCAGUAGUGGUCCCCGAAUUUAACGGAAUUUCAAACACCAUUAAUGCUUCUGUCAUUCGGUUCUACCACAGCGGAAUUCAAAAUGUUACUUGUGAGGUGUCCUUCUCUAAGUAUAAAUCACAAUGGCCCAUUGCUGGACAAAUUGUUAUCGGUGAGACAAGGGAAAGUGUGAAUGCAAUAAAGCGAACCUGCCGAGAAUUCAUGUACAUGCAUCUCCACUAUGAACACUUAAGAGGACCAAGUCCGGAUGUGGAUUAUCUCCCUUUGACGGUUGAACUAAAUGACCCGUCACUAAGCGAGGAGACGAUAAUUGAGAGUUACUUCUUGCCUAUACACAUCAAAGGUGCUAUCCCCAAUACUCCGCCUCGUUCGUCCUUCAUGAGUAUGUACAUGAUGGAUGUUGAUCAGUUUGUACUGUCAACAAUAAUCCCGGGUGUGAUAGCAGCAGAGGACUACGAAACACCUAAUGAUAAACUUAUUUACAACAUUAGUCGACCACCAGCAGAGGACGAGGGCUUCUUUGUAAGCCUGGAUGACCACACAACAAUAAUCACGUCGUUUAAGCAAGAAGACUUGGAAAAUCAUAGAAUCGCCUACCAACCACCAGAUUCUAGUAUCAACACAAACAAACGGGUUUACGAGGCAGAAUUUGUGGUUUUUGAUAGCCAUUUUUCUGAGAGUAUGCCGAUUACACUUCAUCUGGCUGUUCGAGCGUCUGCAACGAACGCACCGCGUGUGUCUUUUAACAAGGGACUUGUCCUUCUUGAAGGUCAAUCACGAGCUAUCACCACGGACGAUUUACAGAUCGUGGACAGAGACAACCUGAACCGGGUUAGGUUGUAUGUUACAGGCGGACUGAAGUAUGGUAGGCUCGAGAUCAAUGGCCGCCGCGCAAUCGCAAUCACCAUGCAGGAUAUCCAGAGGAGAUCUGUGAUUUAUUACCAUGACGACAGUGACACGACCAAGGACUUUAUUGCUUUCCGAAUCAGUGACGGCGUCAACACAGUUCUUGUGAACUUCCCCAUCACUAUUAUCCCGAAAGACGACAGCCCACCUUACAUCAUCAACAAUGUGGACAUGGACAUCAAUGAGGGCGAUACGAAACCAUUCACUACGGAAUUGCUGCUAGCUCACGACACCGACUCUGUUGACAGGAACAUAGUUUUCAUUAUCACACAUCCACCUAAAGCAGGGGAGAUCAUCCGUAGACUGAGACCCGGAGACACGGGGACAAGAAUAAACAAGUUUGUACAAAGAGAUCUGUUGAAAGGACAAAUUUAUUAUCAUCAUUUUGGUCAUGAAGUAUUUGCCGAUUCUUUUCAAUUCAAAGUUCGAGAUCAUGAAGACCCUCCCAAUAGAUCAGUAAUUGAAACAUUCCACAUCACAAUAAAUCCAGUCCACGAAAAUCCGCCACAACUGGCUCCACAAGCGACGAGAUUGAUCCAUGUGUCGGAGACUGAUGUUGCCUACAUCACUAAGGCGGAGCUGGAGUACACCGAUGUCGAAACAGAAAAUAACGAACUAACGUAUAUCAUAACAUCGCCGCCAUUCUUUGUUUACAAUUCCGGUUUCGAAGACGCCGGACGACUUAUCGAGACGCAUAAUUUGACAAUGGUAUCUAAGAACGCCUCUAUCCCUGCAGUGCAGACUUUCAAACAAGCCGAUAUCAACCAUAUGAAAAUUGCCUACAUGCCUCCUCUGGAUGACAUUGGUCCAGAAGCAAGACUUGUGAGAUUUGUAUACACUGUACAAGAUUCUAGCGGAAACCAAGUGCUCGGACAAUAUUUUGAAAUUGAUGUUCAACCUGUCAAUAACCAACCGCCAGCUUUUGUUACCAGCAAACUUCUUGUUGAGGAGAGCGGCAUUUUGGGCCUGUCAGUAAAUCAGUUAUCGGCUACAGAUUCUGAUACUCGGGACUCUGAUCUCGAGUUUAUCCUAGAUGAAGUGCCAAAUUUCGGGGUAUUACAGAAAGGAGGGAUAACUCUCAACGAAGGAGGAACAUUCCAGAUACAGGACUUAAGGAGUAAGAAUGUCAGGUAUAUCCAUGAUGGAGCAGAGGGUACGCAGGAUACCUUUACGUUAACGCUGUCAGAUAAUGAUAACAGGGUUACCAAAGUGUUUUCCGUGGAAAUCGUACCACUGGACGACCAAGCACCCCAACUCCGCGACAACCUACGGCCACGACUAAUCGUGUCCGAGGGGAGCGAGGUGGUUAUAUCUCCUCAGGUCCUUUCAGCCACUGAUGACGACACAAAUGACAACGAGCUCGUGUUCCUUAUUGUCAAACAGCCAAAAUACGGGAUCCUUCGUCUGGAUGAUCGACCCACAGUAAAGUUCACUCAACAAGACGUGGAAAACAGGAUGGUGAAGUAUAUUCACACUGGAGGAGAGAUCGGUACGACGGUUCUGAAAGAUUCCAUGACGCUUAUAGUAUCAGACCAAAGGUACAUGGGUACCGCAGACCUACCAUACUAUGACUUAAACAUUACGAUAACACCUGUCGACAACUCUCGCCCCACUAUCAUCACUGGCGAGCAGGUACAUGUGGCUGAAGGAGGUAGUUUCGAGAUUGUACCCGACGUCUUGACAGCCAAGGAUCCGGAUACUCCUCCAGAGGACAUCCAGUUCUUCAUAGUCAAUCAGCCACAAUGGGGAUAUAUAGAAAAUGUAAAACCGAGUCCAGGGUCUGAGAAAAGUAACACCGGAAGACGCAUUAUGUCAUUUAAACUUCAGGAUGUGAUUGACGAGACUAUCAGCUAUGUUCAGGCGACUCAUAGAGGCGUGGAACCAGUUUAUGACGAAUUCACGUUGUACGCUACAGACGGAACACUUAAAUCGGAAGAGGCGACGUUUGUGAUUCGGAUAGAUCCGCAAAACGACGAGGUGCCUGAUUUAAUGAUACAGGAUAUGCAUCUUAAUGAAGGGGACAGUAUGCUUAUUGACCAGACAAUGAUAGAUGCGAUUGAUAUGGACAUGCCUAAGGACCCAAUCACCUUGUCCAUAUCGCAGGAGCCCGAACACGGGGAUAUAGUAGUAUUGCUACAUACACAGAACGGCAACAUUGAAUCAGCUGUUCAGGACUUCACAAUUGAUGAACUUCACAGCGGCAUGCAACUGAAAUAUAGACACGAUCAUUCGGAGAAUUUUAGGGAUAGAUUUGCGGUGACGGUGUCGGAUGGACGAUACGAGGUGAAAAGGAUAUGCAACAUAACAAUAACUCCAAUUAAUGACGAGGUUCCUGAGGUCACGAAGAACGCCGGCCUGCAGAUCGAGUAUGGCGACUACGGGCUCAUCUCUAGCAUUGUCUUACAGUCUAUAGACCCAGAUAACAGCGAGAACGAGGUUUAUUAUGUUCUGGCCACAGUACCGAGGAAGGGAUUCCUGCAGUUCUGUACCGAUCCGUUUACACCUGCGAGGUCAUCUGAGUGCGAAGAUAUGUCGGAAAGGAUGAACUUUACACAGCAUGAUAUCGAUAUGAACAGGAUCCGGUAUAUCCAUACAAGUAGUAUGGGCAAUGCUGAAACUGACAGCUUCCAAUUUAUGUUAACAGACGGUAUCAACAACAGGCAAAUUGAAACAUUUGAAAUUCUUAUAAGAAACUCGAUGAAAACGAACCUGGCAUUACUUAACAAAGGAUUAGACGUGAGAGAAGGGGACAAAACCGUUAUCGCUACAACAUGUUUAAGUGCGACGGAUGAAAGUACAAAAGUUGACGAAAUAGUUUUCGCCAUUAUUCGACCACCUAUUCUAGGACAGAUAGAGUACAUAGACAGACCAUUGGUUAGUAUAAGUAGCUUCACACAAAUGGACCUUGCUGCUCAGAGAAUCGUAUAUAACCAUUUAACCAAGAGUGACAUCACAGAUGAUUCGUUUACUUUCACCGUCACCAAUGGCUUGAGCGAGGCCAAAGAUGGCGAAUUCAGGAUCAACAUUGAACCACUGGACCGAGUUCUUCCUUCUUUAAUCACAAAUAAUCUUAUAGAGGUGGUACAAGGUGGAGAGGUCAUAUUAUCGCAAAAUCUUCUGAGAGCUCAAGAUCCAGACACGGCAGAUAUGAACGUUACCUACUUAUUGGCGAAACCUCCAACCUUCGGUCUGCUGUAUAACCGCGGGAUUGUCAUAACCCAGUCCUUCACACAACUAGACAUAGAAAGAGGACAUGUCGUGUAUGAAAGUUACGGCUCACAUGCCGGUUUGGACAAUUUCUUAUUCAGUCUAAGUGACGGAAAACACAGCGGGUUCCUCGUUAACGGUAGUUUACAGCUCACACCUGUCAUUUGUAGCGUUUUUGUAAAGCCCAUCGCUAACGAUGCCCCGAAAUUAUUGGUCUCAAAUCAUCCCGAAGUCCUCGAACAUUUUGGAAAAGGGAAAUACGGAUUCCGUUUGAAUAAUCGAAAUUUAAAGGUAGUGGAUUCUGACACAGACAACGAGAACUUGAUGUACAUUAUGACGAAACGACCACUACACGGGCAAAUCGAAAAUACAGCGACAAAGCGUUACAUACGACGAAAGUUUUCACAAGAGGACUUGAACGAUAAUGACCUACGCUAUGUACUAAACUCAAGGACAAGGGCCACAAAUGAUUCCUUUAUGUUCCGUGUGAUGGACUCGAGAGGCAACACCCUGGAUAACCAAGUUUUCUCUCUGAAAUGGUCGAUCGUUAGUUUUACCCAGACCCGCAUGAUAGUUUGUGAGAAUAUCGGUACACUAAGCAUUGGCCUGGUGCGACAGGGGGCGAUAGACCAGAUGGCUUUUGUCGGCAUCAAGGUAUUCGACAUGUCGGCUAAGAAUGGACAAGACUUCAUUCCAAGUACUGCCCAACAGGUCCAGUUCAACCCAGGUGUGGCCAGGGCCUCUUGGGACGUUUUGAUACCUGACGAUAAUUUAUUGGAGAAUACAGAGAAGUUCCGAAUCGCCCUUGAAGAACCAGUCAAUGCUGUGCUAGGGAAGAGCAGUAAAGCCAGUGUCCGUAUCAUUAAUGCCGACAAUGGAGAGUGCCCCCAGUAUUUUGGCAUGAUUAGCAAACACAACAUUGACAGUAACGACGGAUUCUUGCUCCCCGGAAGUGACGUCAAUGCAGAAACGGAAAGGGUUGUCUCUUUUCAUAAUAUCAAUCCGAUCGACACUUCUAGUCCAUUUGAUAAUACUUACAACACUGACCCAGCACAAACGUUAUCCUCGUCAGCGGCGAGAUCGUCAGUACCGAAAUCGAGGUCGUCACAACAACAUGCUGGCACACAAAAUAAUAACAAUGAAAACGAAACAGUAACAACAAAGAGGAAAGGAAGGAAAGGAAAAAGGAGGAGUAGAUCUAAAAAGAGGAGGAGGAACGGAAAUCUGAAGAAAUCAAAAAGGAAUAAACAAAGUCAACAAACAUCUAAUCAACAAACACAAGAUCCAGAAUCGAUAUUCACUAACCUACCGGCUGCUUCACAGAAAAUUCAGGCACCACAGAUUUGCGCCAAGAGCACCAAAGGCUUGCUUCACUUCGAUGAGUUCGCACAGAGAAUGUACAAAUGUGAUGGCGCCAGUUGGAAAUCAUGGAACCCGGACUCGAACCAAGAUCAACCGGAGCAAGCAACCAGAUGUCAACAAGGUUGGUCCGAGUAUGACGGAAGAUGCUACAAGUUUUUCGAAAAUAAAAUGUCCUGGGAAGCUUCCGAACAUCAUUGCCAGGGAUCACACAGCUCUCAUCUUACGAGUGUCCGUUCCAAACGUCAUUACAAAUGGCUGCUCAAGCUUGUCGGCAAAAACUCAUUCUGGAUAGGACUAAACGACAAAGCAAAUGCCAAGAUAUGGAGAUAUGUGAAUGGUGAGCCUCUGGGCUUCACGCGCUGGGCACGUGGUCGGCCGCGAAUCAGAAGGACGGUACAUCGUAAGAACUGUGUACUGGUCAACACUAGAAGGAAAUGGAAAAACAAACUAUGUGAUAAAACAUCCAAAAGAUUCAUAUGCGAACAAUUUAUAUCUUCAUCUUCUUCACAAUCGUCAUCUAUAACGUCAUUGCGAACAAAUCCUAAACGUCACAUAUCUCGAGGAGGACGGCGGAAUAGGAAAUCGAGGGGCUUCCUAAACCAGUUUUCAAAUUAAACUGAUUUUGUUUUAGGUUUUAGUAUGUACUUUUGUAAAGAAGAAUAUGUACUGUUCUAGGAGAAACGUGUGUACAAGAUACGCAAUAUUUUGCAACUCGGUUAUUGAAAGGGAUAUGUUUGUAGAUGACUUCGGCAAUGACUAUAUGUAGUUGGAAUCUGCGGGCCUCCUGAAAAGGAUGCAUCUUUAUAUGGACCUAAGUGAUGAAUGAUAGGACACAAAGUCUUACAUACAUCAGUAAGAUUAUACGUCCCUGUGGACAUUCAUAACCAAAGUGUUCAUAUUUACUUGGAAAGGAAACAUUCUUCAAAGUCUAUCAUUACAAGAUGCGGUUUGUUGUGUUGCCGAAAAGCAGGAAAAACAUGUCCUGAAUUAUUUUACCAGGAGGCAAAAAUCUGUAUUGUGUGUGAUGUGCAUGGACUCGUGCGAUUCACAGAAUCGCGAAGGUAUACUUCAUUUGCGAGGUACUAUUACCAGUGCUUAUAAGUCACUGCGGUGUUAAUGAAGGUGUUCUCUCUUUUGCUUAAAUAAUUAACUUCCAUUCUCAGGAUUUUACUAUUAAGAGAGAACGUCUAUAGACAACUUAACACUGACUUAUCGUUGGAAGCAGGAACUUGAUAGCUGACGUUAAUGAUUUGUGCAAUCGAUAAGAAAAAACAAUGGAUUUUCCACAAGGUGUAAACAUCCUUCCCCAAGGCUGAUGAGCAUAUUGAAGGACGUUUCUUUUUUACGCUUUCAGAAUUCUGGUUAAGUAAAUCCGCCAACGGGGAUGAAAGUAAGACGAAAGUCUUGUGCAAUGUUACACAGAACAAGUGUUUCAACAUAAGGGAGACGUUCAUUGCGUAACUUCUCUUCUAGGCCAGACAUUUAUCCGGGCAGGAGCGUUGAGUGACCUUCGUGUGAGUCGACUCGGGCCUUUCAACGGUCAGUGAAACAUGGCUGUACGAUGCCGUGCCGCAAUACUUCUGAUACCCUGUACGGACUUGCUAAGAUCGAAACACUUUUAUUUUAAACAUUUAUAACCUCAUUUUAAGGAUGUAUAUAUUAUAUUUUCGAUCCGUAAACUAAUUUACGGAGUCGGGCUGACGGUAGAUAACUCGUGUUAUGUAUGAUGACAAAAUCGUACAUUUUCUCCACUCUGAAUCUGUCGUUCGCUAGCCAGUAGGCGGAUGUGUGUCUUGGGCUGCUAGCUAGUACUUGUACUUCAUUUAAUUUAUGACGCAAUAUAUCAACUCAAUAUUCAUUAUACUCUAUAAAUCUGUAUGCUAAUGUGUUCAACUUUUUCAUUUUCUGAAUUAAUCAAAUUUUCUAAUCAAUAAUUUAUUUAAUCAGGUAUUCUCAGGUUUUUCUUUAAAGUAAAACAAUAGAUAUUUCAAAUUAAAAUAGGUUAUUCUUUACAAUGAUGAUAUGAGAAUGUGUCGACGACAAGAUUGUCAGUAAAUUAGUUCUAAGAUAUGAAAAAAACGUAUUUUACCUAUUUACAUCAAUCAGCAAAUGGUUCACUUCAAGUAAUAUCAAUUUAAUUAUUAGAUGGUAAAACCAUCGCUAAUUGGAACAGGAAAUCGCUUAUCACAAAGGUCAACAGAACUUAAUUAGCCUUUUUAUCACCCAAAGAACGUCAUGUCGAAUUUCAAUUUCAUUAAUAAGAACAAUUUGGGGAUAUAUAUCCCUUGCAUAUUUUUCGAUAUAACGAAUUCCUCUUUAGCUGUAUUUCCAGUAAUACGAAUGACGGUCAUCAUGUACUUGUCCGGAUUACUGAAUCAAACAGUGGCAUUUCUGAUAAAUGUGGUCUCGUGUAGCUACCGCAUUUCAUGUGAAAAGGUAUUUUAUUAAGACUUUUUGUGCAAUGUUUUAUUUUUCAGUGAGCCCUUUUUAGCAGCAGUUAUGUGAUAAACGCCGUGAGAAUCAGAAUAGUUUUCUGGUAUACUUUGAUGAUGCUUUGUUCCAGUUUUAUGGACGUAAGGUAUACUUAUGAAUAUAUAUAUAUAUAUGAACAGUUUUGUCUUUUAACAAAAACAAUAGUAAGUGUUUUGAUGUACGUCAGUUGUUGAUGUUCAUUGUUUCUGAUGGUUGGAAAUAUGUGUACUCAAAUACAACAGUUACAAAUUUAUCUUCGAAAUCAGUCAUUAUGAAAUAAUCUUUAAAAAUGACAAAUGUCCCUUAAAACAUAUUAUCAGGAUGCAUAUUGCAUCUCUAAAUAGUGCUGUAUUUGUGUAACAGUUGAUGAAAGUGUGAUGAUGGAUAAACUGUGUUACAUGAUAAGAUGUUGUUAACAUGCUUUUGAUUUCUGAUGUAUGUCUUUGACAAAAGACCCCCUUAACGCCAGUUAAAACAUAUAAUGAUGAUAAAUAAAUAAACGGACAACUGUCUUUUCUUCUUUAAAAAUCAUGUAUUCAGCUUAUGUGAUAAUUUCCUCCGCGACAAUCCUGAUGUCUGUUUUUGUUGGUUUUUUCUGUUUUUUUCCACCACAAAACAAUCCUACAGAAAGAUCGAUAACUUAAUCAAUCUAUGAAUUCCAUGUCAAACAAAAAUAAUCUUAUUAUCUUUUGACUGCUUGUAACCUAAAAUUUCGAUAUUAAAAGCAACAAAUCGGCACAACAAUUAGAAAGUGAUUUAUUUCUUGUCCAUUGUAUUUUAAUCGGUUUGCUAAUACCACAGUUUGAAAUUAAGAAUGCUGGUUCUGAAAAGACAAACCACCAACGAUAGAAUACAGUGUUUAAUUUCCCAGGAAGAUCUUGGCAUAGAAAGCAGAUAUUCAUGUACACUAAUUUUUACCUCGAUUAAAAUAGAGCAAACCUCGUCUAAUUUAAGUCCCAUAUGCAUUUAAAUACUUUAUGUGAAAGUAGAUUAAUAAAUGCAAACACUCUUAUAAAUAUUCAGUUUUUCUCCAAUCCUUAUCCAUCAAUUACCCCAUCAAUACAGAAACCCGUGAAUAAAGAUUUAUUUGACAUGCUAGUGACAUUAGUGUGUUUGUGACGACACGAAAAUAUAUGUAUUUAAGCUGUAGUUAAAUAUUCACGAGAUAUAUGGGAUCCAUCAUAUAUUUUUGACAAAACGUAAACGGAAUUUGCAUGAGUUACAUUUAUGUUUACAUUCAAUGUCUUUUCUGUAUAUAAAAAUGAUGUAAUAUAUAUAUAUAUAUAUAUUUUCACGUGAAACAAAUGUAUUUAAUGUAUAAAAUUGCUACUGAAGAAUGUAUAUUAUUGUGAAAAGUUAAAUAUCGCGUAUUAAAAUACUUAUCAUUGUUGUUGUUUAUAUUUGUCAAAUAUGUCGAUUUGUUUACAAUGCAUCAUGUUGCUUACAGAUAUUCAAUUAAAUAAAUCUACAUUUUCAAACAA